Messenger RNA from Durusdinium trenchii, 835 nucleotides. The record is from the annotation of a GenBank genome assembly. NCBI's taxonomy places the organism in Eukaryota, Dinophyceae, Suessiales, Symbiodiniaceae.
GAAGAAACUAGCCUGAACAUUACUGUGAUGAUAUUAAGUCUAUUAUGUUAUUCUUUGUCAAGUUCUCCUUGUAUCAGGAUCAUGGCUAUGAUUAUAUUCCUCAGCGGAUCAUUGACUGGUUGGAAGCUGGGCCCACCUUUCUUCAAGAUUCUGGAUUAAUGCCAUGGUUCAGACGCUUUGGACAUAGUUCCCAGUUUACAUAUGCCUCUGACUGCAGUGGCGCAGAUGGUCCCUUUCAAGCGCUGGACAUGCUCUUCACAGCUGCCAGGGUUAGAGAUACUUUGGAAUUCCUGUCUGCCAGUGAAAUCAACAGAUCAAAACGGGAAUUCCUGGAGAUGAACUUCCCAAGUCAAGUCUCUGUGUACUGCGCAGGAUUCCCCUGCCAGCCAUAUAGCCUGUUGUCCUCUACCCGUCGAAUGAUGUAUGACGAAAACAGCAGUCAAUUGGUCAAGGUCGUGAAGCGCCUGCGCAAAUACAGACCGAAAAUUGUUGUCCUCGAAAACGUCAUGGGUUUCUACUGCUUGGUCGAUGCUUUGAUUGAAGUGCUCCACGCAAACUGCAGUGGGUACGCCAUCAUGAAAUAUGUGUGCAGCCCGUGCUUUGGUUAAAAAUCAUUUACGAAAGGCUGUGAUGUGUCAGUCGUCCAUGGGCAGCCUCAAAUUGUCAAACAGCUUAGGAAUGACUACGGCGCUCCACUUUCCCGUCGGCGUGUUUAUGUCAUCAUGGUUCGGCGUGACAUGAUGAUUGCACUUGAUGAACCGUUUGAUGAUUUCAUGCGCAGAAAGUUACGUGAAUUGCGGCAACCUGUGCAAGUGCGUUGGCAAGAUUUGCUACU